AUGGAGACACGUAGAAGGCUAGAGCAAGAGAAAGUCAUCAUGCAGGUAGCUUCAUCCAUCAAUGACAUUCGUAGGCCAAGGUUGGCAAGUUUUGGAGGUAUGGGCUCUACAGGGUCACUAUCAUCAUUCCCUGGAUCAACUGGACACAGCUCAACUGCUCAACCGCUUCCAAAUGGCCACCAAGCCACUAGUGAUUAUGGUGCCUUUUUUGCUUCCUCUUUAGGGAGUUCUAUCCGUCACAGCCCUCUAAGUUCUGGUGUUACAACACCGGUGACUAAUGUGAGUCCUAUGCAUCUCCAGCAUAUCAGGGAGCAGAUGGCUAUUGCACUUAAGCGCCUCAAAGAGCUAGAGGAGCAAGUAAAAACUAUCCCUAUACUUCAGGUAAAAAUUUCAGUGUUACAGGAAGAGAAAAGGCAGCUUAUGUCUGAAAUUAAGAGCCAAAAGGUUGGCAGCCAGAAGGAUACUACAGGUUUCCGAAAGAGAUCUUACAGUGCGGGUAAUGCUGCUGGGUUUGAAACCUCACGUACACCGGUUAAACCUGGUGGGGAAUUGCAUAUAGAUUCUGAUGAUGACACAGAAACUCAGGAACAAAAUACACAGACACUGAAAGAGUUUAGACAGCUAACUGCUGAAAUGCAAGCUUUGGAGAAAAAGAUCCAAGACAGCAGUUUUGAUGCUGCUUGUUCUCCCCAAUCUAAGGAAAAGAAAGUUAAAGAAAAAUGUUGCCGUUCUGUUGCUGUUGGGGCGGAUGAAAAUAUGAAUGAGGUAGUGAUGUACUACAGAUCUGCUAAUCUGAGCAGAGAUGCAUCGGUAGGUACUGAAAUAGCCGUAAAAAGCACUGGGGUUGGGGUAACGGAGGAAUUACUUGGGGUUUGUACGGAUGCUGAAAGAGAAGUUGAACUUCAACAGCAAACCAUUGAAGCACUUAAAGAUAAAAUUUACCGACUUGAAACAGACUUGAGGGAAACCACCUAUGAAAUGGAGAUGACUAAACUGAAACUGGAGAUAAGGGCAGCAGGCUCAAGGCAAAAAGUAGAUAAAGCGGUGAUGGCACAACCCUUGACUUGCAACAGGAUGGUUGAAGCAGUAGUAGAAAUGAGUGACCAAAGCAAUGGAGAUUACUUAGACGUGGUUGACUCUUGUGUGGGUGACUACAUGCACAUGAGCAGCAUUGGGAUUUUAUGUCAGCCUACCCUCCAGAGUACUGCUGCUGGCCCUGAUUUCCCAAUGAAUCACUGGAUUGUAAAACCUCGAGUUGACACAUAUGACAGGGGUGUGGGGUUGGAACUGGGAAUGUGUGACAAAAGUGUUGGCAUGGACCCAAUGAUCUGUGAUGGGGGACUCUACGUAUUAGAUGAUGCACACAAGCAAGGGCAUAACAAGACAACCACUAAAGAUGUGAAAUCUAUUGGAUGUGGCGAUUGUUCAGUGGAUGUUACAGUUAAACCAUUGUUGGAUUAUUUGUCACGUGGGGUCAAUACAGAGCUUGUAACCAAAGUUGAUUCUGCCGUAACAGCUUCUCCUUGGACUGCUGAUCAGCAAACGAACACUGAACUAAUGCUAGCAAGCCAGUCGACCAACACACAUGUGCCAAGUCUUGUAGAUACAAGCACAAAUACAGCCAUCAGCAUGUACAGUAAACAAACAAACACAGAAAUUGUGGAAAUGCGUUCUGUAGCCAUAGGAGAUGGUAAAGUAAAGGAAGUCAACGUUAUACCAAAAACACGUUCUAUAGGAGUAUGCACAUCUGACUCUGAAAACCUAUCUUCAGUCCGUAAGACCAAAGAUUUUGGAACUGGGCAGAUAAAUAUAUUGGAUAACUUUUUGAUAGGUGUUAAGGUGCGUAGCAUAGCAUGUGGCCCUAGUGAGGCCAUUCCCCUUUCCGUUGACAUAGGAACUAUAUCGGUUGAAGAUGAACCCUGUGAGGAACAAGAAAAUACUUCAAUGAAGACCAAUGAAUCAAAGACUGAAUCUCCUGCCAUAGACCAUUACAUAGAACGUGUUCAAAAGUUGCUACAGGAACAGCAAAUGCUUCUUGCUGAGAAUUACACCGAACUGGCUGAAACUUUUGGAGAGCCUUAUUCACAGAUAGGCUCUCUUAAUUCCCAACUCAUCAAUACCAUCUCAUCCAUAAACUCUGUAAUGAAGUACAGCAGCAAUGAAGAGCUACAGACCUCAGGAAUACAGAAGAAAUCAACGGAGAUGGACUCUAUUUCAGGGACAAAUGUGGAUGUUGUAUCCCAGGCCCAGGUAACCACUGAGUAUGCCGCUUCCAGUGCUCGGACUGUUGGCCUUCAAAAACGAGCAGGAGUUUCAAAACUGGAAAGGCUGAAUAUUCAAACAACUGAGUGCAGUACUGAGUCCACUAUUACAGUCAGCUCUGUGACUACAACAGAGUUAUCCAGUGAAAUCUCUGCUUCUUCGGCUUUUGUGAGUGGCAGCAGUCAGAAUACUCUUAAGUCUAUCAUGAAAAGAAAGAAUGAGAAGAGCGAGUCUUCAAAUACCAAGAAAAAUCUUCAGUUUGUUGGCAUUAAUGGCGGGUAUGAAACUACAUCCAGUGAUGAAUCCAGCUCAGAUGAAAGUUCCUCCACAGAAUCAGACGACGAAUGUGAAGGGGAGGAAAGCUUUAAUGAGGAGUCUGAAGUGAUACAUAAAGAAGUCGGAAGUGGGGAUGUAGGAGUCUCUGAACCACUGAGUAAUGCUGAGAAAGAUGAGAAAGAAACCGAGAAAGUGGAGAUUAGAGAAAGGUAUGAGUUAAGUGAAAAGAUGUUAUCUGCUUGCAAUGUGCUGAAAGAUGCAGUUGAUGACCCGCGAGCUUUGGCAAAUAAGGAUGUGAGGCUGUGCUUGAACACUAUACAAAAUGAAUGGUUCAGGGUAUCAAGUCAGAAAUCUGCUAUUCCUGCCAUGGUGGAGGAUUACAUUGCUGCAUUUACCGAGCUUUCACCCUCUGUCCUGCGCUAUAUUAUCAACAUGGCUGAUGGCAAUGGAAACACAGCACUUCACUACAGCGUCUCCCAUUCCAACUUUGAGAUUGUCAAGCUGCUGCUGAAAGCAGAUGUUUGUAAUGUAGAUCACCAGAACAAGGCUGGCUACACUCCCAUCAUGCUCGCAGCUUUGGCAGCUGUAGAAGCAGCCAAGGAUAUGCGUGUGGUAGAGGAACUUUUCAGCUGCGGAGAUGUUAAUGCCAAAGCCAGUCAGGCAGGCCAGACAGCUUUGAUGCUUGCAGUGAGUCACGGCAGAAUAGACAUGGUCAAAGCUCUCCUUGCCUGUGGAGCAGAUGUGAACAUUCAGGAUGAUGAAGGCUCCACUGCACUGAUGUGUGCAAGUGAACAUGGACACGUAGAAAUAGUAAAACUGCUGCUUGGCCAGCCUGGCUGCAAUGCUGCCUUAGAAGACAAUGAUAGUAGCUCAGCUAUGUCGAUUGCCUUGGAUGCCGGUCAUAAAGAUAUAGCUGUCCUUCUUUAUGCCCAUGUCAAUUUCUCUAAAACACCAUCACCAGGCACCCCCAGACUAGGCAAGAAACUUCCACCCAGUCCAACACAAAGAGGACCAUUUGACAAUUAA
Staurois parvus is the source of this 3564-nucleotide messenger RNA. The record is from the annotation of a GenBank genome assembly. NCBI's taxonomy places the organism in Eukaryota, Metazoa, Chordata, Amphibia, Anura, Ranidae.